This is a messenger RNA of Bactrocera latifrons, 1333 nucleotides long. Its product is annotated as estradiol 17-beta-dehydrogenase 8. NCBI's taxonomy places the organism in Eukaryota, Metazoa, Arthropoda, Insecta, Diptera, Tephritidae. The coding region runs from base 402 to 1142 and encodes 246 amino acids. The transcript is spliced from 3 exons. Gene Ontology annotation, molecular function: oxidoreductase activity, acting on the CH-OH group of donors, NAD or NADP as acceptor. The record is from RefSeq and is a predicted model, not a curated record.
AAUAAACCUCCUACUAAGUUGCUAAGUUGCACUCGUGCGUACCGGUUUCGAUCGUUUGUUUGUUGAUUUGCUCGUCGCGUGUUUUGUUACGAGUUCUUGCUGCCGAAUUUUGAGCUUUGUACCGCCAUUAGGACGCGUCAAGACUUGUUUGUUUGUGCAAUUAAUUCUUAAAGCAAUAGCGGCCUUUGAAUAUUGUUGUUGUUAUUGUUGUGUGUCAGACCAUAAUUUUUAUCGCUUUGUUUUUGGCAAAGAUUUUGGCAUUUAUUUACAUUUUAUAAUAUAUAUAAUAUUCGUGGCAGUUAAGUGGGAGUGCUCGCAAAUUAUAUACACACACACACACUUUAAUAUUCUUACUUUUGUUUACGAGCGCGAUCAGCUGUGAGUAGUUUUUGGACGCCAUUAUGGUACUGCUGGGAAAAUUAGCAAUUGUUACUGGCGCUGGUUCUGGCAUCGGGCGCGCCACCUGUCGCGUGCUAGCGCGAGAUGGUGCUCGAGUGAUCGCAGCUGAUCGCAAUUUGAGAGCCGCCGAGCAAACCGCGAAAGACAUUGGCAUUGAUCAUGUUGUUGCGUUGGAGUUGGAUGUGGCUUCGUUGGAGAGUGUGACUAAAGCGGUUGCUGCGUCCAUUGCGCAAUUCAAGCAACCACCUUCGAUUGUCGUCAACUCAGCCGGCAUCACACGUGAUGGCUACCUACUCAAGUUGACCGAGAAGGACUACGACGAUGUGUACAAGGUGAAUUUGAAGGGCACUUUCUUGAUGGUCCAACAAUUUGCGCGCGCCAUGAUUGAGCAUCACGUGCGUAACGGCAGCAUCAUAAAUAUAUCGAGUAUUGUGGCACGCAUUAGCAAUCCCGGCCAGGCUAAUUAUGCUGCCACAAAAGCUGGCGUCAUUUCACUUACCGAAAUUGCGGCCAAGGAAUUCGGAAAGUUCGGCAUACGUGUAAAUGCGAUAUUGCCUGGCUUCAUUAACACGCCCAUGGUUGAGGUAGUACCGGAUAUGGUAAAGGAGGAUGUUUUGCGUCGUUGUCCAAUGGGUCGUCUGGGUCGGCCUGAGGAGAUUGCCGAAGUCAUAGCAUUCCUGGCGUCUGAAAAGUCGUCAUAUGUGAAUGGCUCAGCGAUCGAGGUAACCGGUGGAUUAAAGUAAGCAAUAUGUGAUAGAGCUUUCAAUGCUUGUUAGAACAUUUCGGAAUUUAGAGACUAUCCAGUGAUGAAGCGUUCUUCAGUAAAGUGCCUAAAGUGAUAUUUUCACAUAAUAUACAUACAAGAAUUGUGCAUUUAUUCUUCUCUAUAUUCAUUAUCAAAAUUUUAAAUAUAUAAUGUGUGAAGAAUUAUUUU